This is a messenger RNA of Mastomys coucha (southern multimammate mouse), 2272 nucleotides long. RefSeq names its product DnaJ heat shock protein family (Hsp40) member C18 (gene Dnajc18). The transcript has 10 exons. Gene Ontology annotation, cellular component: endoplasmic reticulum membrane. Lineage: Eukaryota; Metazoa; Chordata; Mammalia; Rodentia; Muridae. Bases 336 to 1409 code for a protein of 357 amino acids. Gene Ontology annotation, molecular function: Hsp70 protein binding. The record is from RefSeq and is a predicted model, not a curated record. Gene Ontology annotation, biological process: cellular response to misfolded protein.
CAUUCUGCCAUGGAACUUGGUUCAGCCGCUUAGUGUACUGAGCUAAUCAGGUCAAAGACAUGGGUGGAUUUCACUCUGCUUAACUCUUAUGACUUCUUCAGCACAAAGCCACACGUUUUCCCCUGACUCUGGACAAUGUACUGCAAAUGUGAGCUGUUAGUCAUAAGGUCUGAUCUUUAGCUUGGUGAUUAGAUUGGGUUUUGGUGAUCCUCAGUGGAUGAGCAAGGGGGUGAGGAGGCCAGGAAUUCCCUUGUCAAAAAGUCGCUUUGCUAGACUCCAUGGAAAACGCCUCCGGGACUUGAGAGGUUCAGCCGACUUGCUGACAGAAAACCGAUAUGGCGGCCACUCUGGGCAGCGGAGAGCGCUGGACCCAAGCUUACAUUGACGCAAUUAGAAGAAACAAAUACUCAGAAGACAAGCGACCUGACAGCCAUGAUCCCUGUGGUUGCUGUAGCUGCAUGAAGGCCAAAAAGGAAAAAAAGUCUGAGAAUGAGUGGAAUCAGACCCGGCAGGGAGAGGGGAAUGCCACUUACACAGAGGAACAGCUGCGUGGGGUACAAAGAAUCAAGAAGUGCAGAAAUUACUAUGACAUUCUGGGUGUUCCUCACAAUGCCAGCGAUGAAGAGCUUAAGAAAGCGUACAAGAAGCUUGCCCUGAAGUUUCACCCCGACAAGAACUGUGCUCCUGGAGCGACAGACGCCUUCAAAGCUAUAGGAAAUGCCUUUGCAGUCCUGAGCAAUCCCGACAAGAGACUCCGCUAUGAUGAAUAUGGAGACGAGCAGGUGACCUUCACUGUACCUCGAACCAGAUCUUAUCAUUACUACAGAGAUUUUGAAGCUGACAUCUCUCCAGAAGAAUUAUUUAAUGUGUUCUUUGGAGGACACUUCCCUUCAGGGAAUAUUCACAUGUUCUCAAAUGUGACAGAUGACAGUCACUAUUAUCGCAGGCGGCACCGCCACGAGAGGACACAGACACAUAAGAGAGAGGAAGAGAAAUCUCAGACUCCAUAUUCUGCAUUCGUUCAGCUGCUUCCAGUUUUGGUGAUUGUGACUAUUUCUGUCAUUACUCAGCUGCUGGCUGCUAAUCCCCCGUAUAGUCUGUUCUAUAAAUCAACCUUGGGCUAUACCAUUUCUAGAGAAACACAGAACCUGCAGGUGCCUUACUUCGUGGAUAAAAACUUUGACAAGGCCUACCGAGGAGCUUCCCUUCGUGACCUGGAGAAGACGAUAGAGAAAGACUACAUCGAUUACAUCCAGACCAGUUGUUGGAAGGAGAAACAGCAAAAGUCGGAGCUGACCAAUUUGGCGGGGUUAUACAGAGAUGAGAGACUGCGGCAGAAAGCAGAGUCACUGAAACUCGAAAACUGUGCAAAGCUUUCCAAGCUCAUUGGCCUCCGCAGGGCUGGCUGAGAGGCCGACGACCCUGCUCUGGGUGGGGGGUUCUUACCCGUUACUAUUACAUUGCAAAUCCCAUUUUAUAAUACAAGUUAGGAAAUAUGAGUACUCUACUAUCUGCUAACUUUGUUGGGCAGAGAGCUGCAGCAGAUGGAGACUCGUUUCCCUCCGGUCCUUCCCCAGGCCUGGCUCCCAGGGCAGGAAUGGUAAAGUUUGGACCCAGCUCCUCUGUGAAUGUAGGUCAGGGCAUCCCAGAGAGAAGAUCCACGUCUCUUCCUUCACCCUGUCUGCAGCAAGAGCCCACUACCUAGGCAUGUCUAUCUUAGCCAGUGCAUUGCAGAGCAUUUCAGAGUAUUGGUGGUGUCUGCCAAGGGUUAUACCUCUCCUACUGUAGAAUCACCACAUCUCCCGAUUUUCAGUUUUCCACCCCCUAAAGACCAUAUAGAGAAAUUGAACUAUUUAGCCAAUAGUUCAGUUAAGUUAUCCAGAUCUCUGUCGAGUCAGGAACAUAAGCAAAGCUGCCUGAGUUGAGAUUUCUUUUUUGAGAGAAGGGCUCAUUCUGAACCCAGACUAGCUUGAAACUCACUACCUAGUCCAAGCUGGCCUUGAGUCUGCAGUGAUUCUCCUACCUGAGCCUCUCGAGAGAGCUGAGAUUUCAGCUGUGAGCCACCAUAGCCAGCAAGGCUCCUUUAUUGUCUUACUUAGUCUUCUCUUUCAGAACAUCUAAGAAGUAAAACCUGGUUGAGCAGGCUGGGUGUAGUGAUGUACAUCUUUAGUCUUAGCACUCAGGAGGCAGAGGCAGGCCAUUCUCUCUGAGUUCAAAGUCAUCCUGGAUUACAUAUCAAUUCCAGACCAGUCAAAGUUACAACAUAAUGAGA